Molecule: messenger RNA, 801 nt
Organism: Patiria miniata (bat star)
Lineage: Eukaryota; Metazoa; Echinodermata; Asteroidea; Valvatida; Asterinidae
Product: histone-lysine N-methyltransferase PRDM16-like
Exons: 1
Coding region: 1-801 (266 amino acids)
Source: RefSeq, a predicted model, not a curated record
AUGGCGCCCCCAACCGAAACAAAGACGUACAAGUGCGACAAGUGUGGUCACACGUUCCAGAAAUUGAAGGGAUUGCUCCGGCAUCUAAGGAUAAACCACGGGCCGGCGGCGUUUCUGUACUGCCGCCACUGUGGGUUCCACGGGAAGCGCAGGGACCAUUUGCGUAGGCACUACAAGAUGGAGCACCCUGCGAAGCUGUCCGAGGUCUCAGAGAUAGACAUGGAACCGGAAAGAAGAGGGCGCCCCACUGCGGUGGCUGGCCCCGAACACCCCCCGAAGGAUGUACGGCUAGUCCAAAAAUCGUCAGAUUCCCAAGCCCCUUUGAAGGUUGUUGUGCCGUUGAACGACAAGAGUAGUCAGGAGGCCGUUGAUGACGGGCGUCCCGCCCUUAAAGGGCUGCCCCCCUGUCUGUCCCCUAUCCCUUCCUCUCCUCAACGCACUGUGGAGGAGGACUCCAGACCGCUGGAAGAUGAGACGCCAAAGAAGUACGAGGAUGACGCCAUCAGCCUGUCAUCCAUGUCCCCGCUGGAGUUAGACAUCGACGAGGAUCUAGAGAAGAUACCAGAGGAGCCGCAAGGAGAGACGCACGUGCCAGAGAAGAGGCAAAAAUCGCACGACAAGGCCCCAGCUCCUCCCAAGCCAGCAGCAGAUGCCCGACCCAAGGCAGAAAUUCUUCAAGGAAGCAGCCCCCCGAGAAGACGCGGUUUGAGCUUCAGAGCCCGAAAAUACCCAAAACUGGCCACCUUUGUGGAACACACGGAGACCAUCAUCUACGUGGACAACGUAAUCAUCUCCAGAUAA